UGUCGAGUCUCAAAGUUAUGACGCCAUGUGCAUCGCGUGUGUGAGUGAGUGCCAGGGAUAGCCCCACCAACCCACCCCGCUGCUCCCCGACGACAACGACAAUGUCGCAACCCACACCCACACCCACACGCAUCCUCCUGCUCAAGACGCAAUCGCAGCCCACCGACCCGUACCUCACCUACUUCACAACACACCCUCUUCCUUAUGGCCCCUCACGCCCCACCUUCAUCCCCGUGCUUUCGCACACACCCACCAACCUGUCCACACUGCGCACGCUGUUAACCAGCACGCCGUCUCCAUACGGUGGCCUCAUCAUCACCUCCCAGCGCGCAGUCGCAUCUUUCUCUGCGGCACUAUCCACGCUCCCCUGCGGCCGCGCGUCCGCCGACGCAUUCCUCGCGUCAACAAGCGUGUACACCGUUGGCCCGGCCACGGCGGCUGCCGUGGCCGCACUCGGCUUCCGCGCUGAAAACAUCCACGGGAAAGGAUGCGGGACGGGGAUCGCGCUCGCCGAGGUGGUACUACGGCACUACGCUAGCGACAGCAGCGAGAUGCCGGGGCAGGGGGAUAGGCCCCUGCUGUUCUGUAAUUCUGCUGCGCGCGGGGAGUGGAUUCCGAAGGCCCUGGAGGGGAGGGUGGAGCUGCAGGAGCUGAUGGUUUAUGAAACGAAAGUGGAGGAGGGGUUUGCGGGGGAGUUUGCGAGGGUGCUGAUGGAGGGGAUGGGGGAGGAGCGCUGGAUAGUUGUCUUUUCGCCGGCGGGCGCGGAACAAGCGGUUGAGAUUGUUAGGGGGAUGGAGGGGGCGGAGGGGGCGGAGGACGCGGGAAGGACGCUCUGGGCGGCGAUUGGGCCGACCACGGAGAAGCAUCUGGAAAGUCUGGGGAGGAGGCCGGAGGUUGUGGCGGCUAGGCCCAGUCCCGAGGGGGUGUGGACGGCGAUUAGGGAGUUUGUGGAGAGGGAGGAGAAGGAGAAGGAGGCGCGGUAGGAAGAGGAUGGAAUGGGGUUUGUGGCUUUGAUAUCGCUGGGCGCGGUAGGAACGAGAGCGGGAAUGGGUUGCG
Messenger RNA from Tricharina praecox, 1056 nucleotides. Its product is annotated as tetrapyrrole biosynthesis, uroporphyrinogen III synthase. Gene Ontology annotation, biological process: uroporphyrinogen III biosynthetic process. Lineage: Eukaryota; Fungi; Ascomycota; Pezizomycetes; Pezizales; Pyronemataceae. The transcript has a single exon. The record is from RefSeq and is a predicted model, not a curated record. Gene Ontology annotation, molecular function: uroporphyrinogen-III synthase activity. The coding region runs from base 102 to 983 and encodes 293 amino acids.